CUUCAAAGCCAUAAACAGUCUCUCAUUUGACGACUUCUUCGACACCAAAACAACUCUUCAUUUCAUUCAAAACAAUGUCUUAUUUGAAGACAUUUCUGAGCCAUUCGUUCAGCAAAUUGGUUCCCAAGACAUACAUUUGUGGUGGAAGUGCCCGCCUGUUGAGUGAUGUCUCCUUCGUGCACCGCGAGACUGAUGUCGACUCCAAGAACUUUGAAUUCAAUGCCGACAACAAAAAAAGAGCGGAAGCGAUUGUCUCGAUAUAUCCGGAAGGGUUCAGAAGCGCUGCCGUAAUACCACUCCUGGAUUUGGCUCAAAGACAGUACGGAUGGUUGCCAUUGAAGGCCAUGAACUAUGUGGCAGACUAUCUGCAAAUGCCACGCAUGAGGGUCUAUGAAGUGUCCACUUUCUACACGAUGUUCAACAGACAACCCAUUGGCAAAUACCACGUCCAGGUGUGCACAACCACUCCCUGUAUGCUUAGAGGCGCUCAAGAAGUGUAUGAAUACACGAAAGAGUUGCUGAAAGACGAGAAAGACUUCACAGUUAUUGAAGUCGAGUGUUUGGGCGCCUGUGUUAACGCACCUAUGAUUCAGAUCAAUGAUGACUACUAUGAGGAUCUAACCAAUGAAGAUGUCAAACAAAUUAUCGCU
Oppiella nova is the source of this 650-nucleotide messenger RNA. The record is from the annotation of a GenBank genome assembly. NCBI's taxonomy places the organism in Eukaryota, Metazoa, Arthropoda, Arachnida, Sarcoptiformes, Oppiidae.